UUAAGAAUUCACUGUAAAUUUAAGUUUUUAUUUAUUUCAUUAGUAAUACUCAGUCAUUUAGUCAUGCUGCAAGCAGAAUCUUCACCGUACAUAUUCAGUGUGCUAUAUGAUAUUAUAUUCCAGGCACCAACAUAUGUCAUUUUUUUGGAAUUGUCUCUUCUUCUUCUCGUCAUUUGGAUAAUCAUACAUAAGCAAUCAAAUGGAGGAAAGCAUUUAACACAGAAACAGAAAGAAGAAAUUAUCAAAAAUUGGGUUUCGGAACCUUUGGUCGCUGAAAUUGAUGAGAAUCAUCCGGCACUUCAGAAUAAUCACAUCGUAGAUGGUCCAAUUGGAAAAUUCAUAACUGUAGAUGGAAUAAAGUGCUUAAAUAUGGCAACACACAACUAUUUGGGUCUUGAGGAAUAUCCAAAGAUAAAAGAGAAUGCAAUUAAUUGCAUACAUAAAUACGGUGUUGGAAGUUGUGGACCAAGAGGCUUUUACGGCACCGUCGAUGUUCAUUUAGAGUUAGAAGAGAGAUUAGCGAAAUUUAUGGAUCAAGAGGAAGCUGUCGUUUAUUCCUAUGCAUUUUCAACUGUCGCUAGUGCCAUUCCAGCCUAUUGUAAGCGUACUGAUAUAAUUUUCGCUGAUGAAUGCAUUAAUUUUGCCAUCCAAAAAGGCAUUGAUGCAUCUCGCAGUAAGGUCGUUUAUUUUAAACACAAUGACAUGAGAGAUUUAGAAAAGAAGCUACAAGAGCAGGCAAAAGCUGACCAAAAAAAUCCCAAAAAGGCUGCAAAAACUCGUCGAUUUUUAAUUGUUGAAGGAAUUUACAUGAAUACGGGUGAAAUGUGUCCAUUGAGGGAAUUAGUCGAGUUGCGCGCAAAGUAUAAACUUCGAUUAUUCCUCGACGAAACAGUCUCAUUUGGAACAAUUGGAAAAUCCGGUCAUGGCAUUACGGAACUCUUGUGUGUGGAUAUAAAAGAAGUGGAUUUAAUUUCAGCAUCACUCGAAAAUGCGGUUGAAUCAAUCGGAGGCUUUUGUGUGGGAUCUCAUUUUAUUGUCGAACAUCAACGCUUAUCUGGACUUGGAUAUUGCUUUUCAGCAUCUCAACCUCCGCUAUUAACCCAAGCUGCCAUUUCCGCACUUGAUAUUUUCGAACAAGAGCCACGAAUUUUUGAGCAAUUGAAUGAUGUUGCGGAGAAAGUUGAUGAACAAUUUCGGUAUUUUACGAAACUUGAGUUAAAAGGACAUCCAUUAUCGCCUGUUAAACAUUUAUAUUUGAAGCAUGUUGAUGAUUUGGAAGAGAGUGAGAAGAUAUUGAGGAAGAUUGCUGAUGAGUGCAUGAAGAAAGGCUUGGCAGUUGUUGCAGCCGAAUAUUUACCAAUUGAGAAAUUCCCACCAAAGAGAAGCUUAAGAAUAACUGUAAAUCGACUCUUAACAGCCGAUGACAUCUCGAAUGCAUACAAAAUUAUAGAAGAAGUCUCAAAAAGUAUCGCUUAAACCUGAA
Chironomus riparius is the source of this 1483-nucleotide messenger RNA. NCBI's taxonomy places the organism in Eukaryota, Metazoa, Arthropoda, Insecta, Diptera, Chironomidae. The record is from the annotation of a GenBank genome assembly.